AUGCAACUUUAUGCAUUUGACUUUACAGCGUAUUUAACAGUGCGGCAGUCUCUUAACAGCUGCCGCUGUUAUUGCAACUUUGACGAUUUAAGCAAAGUUAAAAGUGUGGCAAUUAAUUGCCUUUAAAACUUGAUUAGUAGGCUGAAGCUAAUUUUAUGUAUUGCUAAAAUUCUUGUUUGAACUUUGUGCCUUGCUCUAAAAAUUUAGCAGUUGCUAGUAAAGUCAACAUUUGAAGUUAACAGUCAAAGUACAUUAGUUGCAGCUUCAGCGGGUUGCAUGCAGUUACAAAUUUGCGGGCUUUAAAUAUACUAUUUAAUUGUAUUGUUUUAAACAGUUGCGAUUGUGUCUUUAAUAUGCGUUUUGAUAAUGCUGCUACUGUUGCUGAUAGUAAGCGCUUUGUUGCUAUUGCUAAUACGCAGUGUGGGUCAACUAUUGCUGCUGGAACGACGACAGCGCCAGCAGCUGCUAUGUGUGGCGCCCAAUGUAUCGCGAGUGCCACUGAUUGGCGCACUCUGGCAGAUGCGCGACUUUCAGCCGGAUAAUUUGCAUGUGAAGUUUGCCGAAUAUGUGCGGCUUUACGGACGCAGUUUUGUGGCCACCGUUUGCGGCCGAAUUAUGCUGGUAACCGCUGAUCCUAGUCUGGUGAAUGCAUUGCUGCUAAGUCAGCAGCAGCUGCGCAAGAGCAUUGUAUAUGGCGCACUCAGCAGUUGGCUGGGCAAUGGUCUGCUGCUAAGUCGGGGUGCGGCAUGGCAUACAAUGCGUAAAUUAAUAACGCCCACAUUUCACUUCAGCAUACUGGAGCAGUACAUUGAGGUGUUCGACAGGCAGUGCAAUGUGCUGAUUGAGCAGCUGCAGCAGCGGCAGCAGCAGGAUGACAACUGUCAACAGUCGCUCAAUAUAUAUCCCUAUAUGUGUUUAGCAACGCUGGACAUUAUUGUUGAGGCAGCCAUGGGUGUGAGCAUCAAUGCGCAGCAGGAUAUGGACUCGCCAGUGGUGCAGGCUGUCAAGGAUGUUACCAAUAUUCUGGCCACACGCUUUAUGCGUCCACAUUUGCUGCCUCCGUUGCUGUUUCGUCUCUGCUGGCGCAGUGGUUAUCAGAAGCAGCGCGCCGGCAUACGCCGCCUGCAUAACUUUACCGAGCAGCUUAUAAAUCGACGUCGCCAGCUGUUGCAGCAACAGCAACAAUUGGAAGAGCCGCUAACGCUCAACAGGCGCACUGCCCUCUUGGACACGUUACUACAGGCGCGUGUGGAAGGCGUCGCUUUAACAGAUUCUCAGAUACGUGAUGAGGUGAGCACAUUCAUCUUUGAGGGCCAUGACACGACCACAUCUGCUGCAUCCUGUUGUCUGUAUCUGCUGUCGCGACAUGCAGCAGUGCAGCAACGACUGUUUCAAGAGCUGCAGGCGCACUUCGGCGACAAUAUGCAACGUGCUGUGGUUUAUGCAGACUUCGCGGCGCUCAACUAUUUACACUGCGUGGUCAAGGAGUCAUUGCGUCUUUAUCCGCCCAUACCAGCUGUGGGACGCUGUCUGGAAAAGGAUUUACCUCUCGCUAAUGGCGCUCAAGUUCCAGCUGGUAGUAAUGUCAUUGUGCUGCUCUGGCAACUGCUGCGAGAUGAGCAGGUGUAUCAGCAGCCGAUGCGCUUUUGGCCCGAGCGUCAUUUAGACACUGAAACGAGUUACAGUUAUCUGCCCUUUAGUGCGGGUCCACGGAAUUGUAUUGGCCAACGCUUUGCCUUGUACGAACUGAAGACAAUUGUUAUCAAAAUGCUGCGUCAUUUUGAAUUGUUGCCGCUGGGCGCUGAGCUGCAGCCGUCGAUUAAAAUAGUCCUGCGCUCAAGCACGGGAGUCAACUUGGGCUUAAAAGCACGUAUUUAUAAGUGAUGCCAGUGAUGAGAUCCUGGUUCAUGGUUCCGGUUCACUUUACUAUAAUAA
This is a messenger RNA of Drosophila busckii, 1935 nucleotides long. It is a transcript of the gene Cyp4ae1, whose product is annotated as cytochrome P450 4ae1. NCBI's taxonomy places the organism in Eukaryota, Metazoa, Arthropoda, Insecta, Diptera, Drosophilidae. The transcript is spliced from 5 exons. The record is from RefSeq and is a predicted model, not a curated record. Gene Ontology annotation, molecular function: iron ion binding; heme binding; oxidoreductase activity, acting on paired donors, with incorporation or reduction of molecular oxygen. Bases 367 to 1884 code for a protein of 505 amino acids.